UCUAUCUUUCUAUAUGUGCCUGCGUGUGCGUGUGUGUGUCUGUGUGUACAUAUCUAUCUCCUAGAGAGGGAUUAAUUAGCCGGGUUUGAGCUGAAAGAGGCUGCAGUGACGAGCCCAGUGGCGAUUGGCCGCCCGCCUGCCUGGCCCUGCCUUUAUAAUUUCCACACGAGUGCAUCUGGGCUCUUAUACAAACCAACAGCCAGCUUCUUCUGACAUAUACACACACACACGGCACUUUUUUCCACCAUCUGAUUAACCACCCUGCACACACAGAGUGAUUAAUACGGGAAAACAUAAAUAAAUACGAAGAGGUUUUAUUAUUUUGACUACUGGAAGCCUCGCUGUGUCUCAGUGCAACUUUUGUUUUUCUUGCUGCUGGGGAAGGUGCAGCUCUCGAUGCUUUCCUCUCACUCACGGACCCUUUAAAAAAAGGGGGAGGAAAAAUAUCGCCCCCUCCAGUCCCCCGCCCGCCCCCUCCCCCCCCACCUUCCCCCCCCCCCGCCACACACACUUCAAGACGGCUGAUCUAAAAAAGCAGGAAGAGAGCAUCUGAGGAGCAGCAGCCCCAGCGCAUUUUGAAAAAACAUUUGUUACAUUUCAGAGUGCAGCAGCCUGUUUCUCCUCUGAAGUUGGCUCCAGCCUUAGCAGCCGCAUUGGAUCCCACAGCCUAUUGCGAGACUCCGGUAUACAAUCCGGAUCUCUGCCCCAACAUGAUCGCGGCCCAGGCCAAGCUGGUGUAUCAUCUGAAUAAAUACUACAACGAGAAAUGCCAAGCCAGGAAAGCUGCCAUCGCCAAAACGAUCCGAGAAGUCUGCAAAGUGGUGUCGGACGUGCUGAAGGAGGUGGAGGUACAGGAGCCUCGCUUCAUCAGUUCUUUGAACGAGAUGGACAAUCGCUACGAGGGGUUGGAAGUCAUCUCCCCCACGGAGUUUGAAGUCGUGCUGUAUCUGAACCAAAUGGGGGUUUUCAACUUCGUGGACGACGGCUCCUUGCCGGGCUGCGCUGUGUUAAAGUUAAGCGACGGGCGCAAGAGGAGUAUGUCCCUCUGGGUGGAGUUCAUCACGGCGUCUGGCUACCUCUCCGCUCGCAAAAUCCGGUCCAGAUUUCAGACGCUGGUGGCUCAAGCCGUGGAUAAGUGCAGUUACAGAGACGUGGUAAAGAUGGUGGCGGACACCAGCGAAGUGAAGCUGAGAAUCAGGGAUAGGUACGUCGUGCAGAUCACUCCAGCGUUCAAAUGCACGGGGAUCUGGCCGCGGAGUGCUGCCCACUGGCCGCUUCCCCACAUCCCCUGGCCGGGACCCAACAGGGUGGCGGAGGUCAAGGCGGAAGGCUUCAACCUCUUAUCCAAGGAGUGCCAUUCUCUGGCCGGCAAGCAGAGCUCGGCCGAGAGCGAUGCCUGGGUGCUGCAGUUCGCGGAAGCCGAGAACAGACUGCAGAUGGGCGGCUGCAGGAAGAAAUGCCUCUCUAUCCUCAAAACCUUACGGGACCGUCACCUGGAGCUGCCGGGCCAGCCCCUGAAUAAUUAUCACAUGAAGACUCUGGUUUCAUACGAAUGCGAAAAGCAUCCCCGCGAAUCGGACUGGGACGAGUCGUGCCUGGGAGAUCGGCUCAACGGGAUUUUACUGCAGCUCAUCUCCUGCCUCCAGUGCAGGAGGUGCCCGCAUUACUUCUUGCCCAACUUAGACCUCUUUCAGGGCAAACCUCACUCGGCCCUGGAAAACGCGGCCAAACAAACGUGGCGACUGGCUAGGGAAAUACUUACCAACCCGAAAAGUUUGGAGAAACUUUAGAGGGUAACUAUAAAACCCGCCUGACCGAUAAAUCUGCUUAUUUGCCGAUGAAGUUUAAGCUGCCUGUUCGAAAAGUCAAGUAUUUCCACCAGAGAAUGCAAAUAAUAUUCUCUUUUUUAAAAGGAAUAUAACUUAGGUUAUUCACAAAGAAAAGCAAAUGAGAACACCAAGUAUCGUUCCUCUUAUCUUCGUCAGAGUUUUGCAAUUCCCCGUGAAAGAAAAAAAAAGAAAAAGAAGGAAAAAAAAAGAAAAAAGAAAAUGAAAAAAAAUAAAGUAUGUUACUCGGAAAGCAAAAUUGGCCGUAAUUUAACACGAUUGUGACCAUUCUGCCUAGAAGUGGUACCAACGGAUUAUAACAAAACCCGGUAUUUUUAUGUAAACCCUCUGUGAGUAAAAGCUAUUUGGAUAUGCCACCUGAACAAACCCUAAUGUACCUUUUAAUUUGUAUCAAAUAUUGUGAUCUCACAUUGUCUUUGAAAUUGUGGGUGUUGGUGUUUUGUGAUUUGGUGAACAGAAGUUAAAUUGCCAUUUUGGAUACUUCAAGGACAUUUUCUGCUAAAGAGAAGAUACCAUUUAAAAAGGUAGAUUUUAUCACGGUACUUUUGUUAAUUGUCUUUUGAAGUGUCUGAACUUAACAAGUUUACAUUUUUCGUUUCAUAUAUAUUGCUUGUUCUAUUUCUAACAUUCCAUAAAUAUACUUGAAAUGUUAUUUAAAUAUAUUCAAAAGAAAUUUGGAUUCUGCUUAUAUAAUAACGCUUGAAUAUUGGAAAUAUAUAUUUGAAAAUGCACUUGAAAUACACUGGAUAAUUACCUUUUGUGAUUUAGAUUUUAAUUUCUGUUGCUGAUUUAUUUAAUUACAAGCUAAUAAAUGAAGUAAAAUGCA
Messenger RNA from Apus apus (common swift), 2673 nucleotides. It is a transcript of the gene MAB21L1, whose product is annotated as mab-21 like 1. The record is from RefSeq and is a predicted model, not a curated record. NCBI's taxonomy places the organism in Eukaryota, Metazoa, Chordata, Aves, Apodiformes, Apodidae. Bases 711 to 1790 code for a protein of 359 amino acids. The transcript has a single exon.